Molecule: messenger RNA, 596 nt
Organism: Hyposmocoma kahamanoa
Lineage: Eukaryota; Metazoa; Arthropoda; Insecta; Lepidoptera; Cosmopterigidae
Product: phospholipid phosphatase 1-like
Exons: 4
Coding region: 6-596 (196 amino acids)
Biological process (GO): signal transduction; phospholipid metabolic process; phospholipid dephosphorylation
Molecular function (GO): phosphatidate phosphatase activity
Source: RefSeq, a predicted model, not a curated record
ACGAAAUGUCGAUACAGAUGAUACGGAAGGUUGUGCUUGAUGGAUUUUUUCUCGGUAUAGUGAUCGCAGCCUUAGCAGUGGCAGGAUCUCUCUGGAACCCGUUCCAACGGGGUUUCUUCUGCGGCGACGAGAGCAUCAUGUAUCCGUAUAGAACAGACACCGUGCCCGUGUACAUGCUUAGAUUGUGCAGUAUUGGUAUACCUGUAUUGAGUUUUCUCAUCUGCGAGUGGACACUCUUGCGAAAGCAACGUACGAAUGUCCGUUGCUUCGGCGUACCAAUACCCACCUGGCUGCGAGGCUUCUACUGUGUCACAAUCUCCUUCGCUCUUGGCCUAUGCUUCACAGAGCUCAUCACUAACAUCACCAAGAAGGUCAUAGGGAGACCAAGGCCUUGUUUUCUUUCGGUUUGCCAACCAUCAGUGAACUGCAGUUCUCCACAAUGGCAGAACAGAUAUAUAGAACCGUACGAAUUUUUCUGCAAAGGAAACCAAAGGGACAUCUUCAAUGACAUUAGAAUGUCAUUCUUAAGUGGCCAUAGUUCCAUGUCUGCCUAUGGAAUGAUAUUUUUAGCUGUAAGUACAUUAAAGACACAAUAA